Messenger RNA from Chondrus crispus (carragheen), 315 nucleotides. RefSeq lists its product as hypothetical. Lineage: Eukaryota; Rhodophyta; Florideophyceae; Gigartinales; Gigartinaceae. The record is from RefSeq and is a predicted model, not a curated record. The transcript has 2 exons. Bases 1 to 270 code for a protein of 89 amino acids.
AUGAAUGAGCGUGUGAGCAUCGGGUCAAAAGGGAAUGCAGAGCGUGAAGGGGCGUCGGACCUGGGAGAGUGUAGAAUUGGAGCAGCCUCGCGUCCAUUUAAGAGAGGAAAACACCCACAGGAAAAUAGAGGACAUCAUCAACAUCAGGGGGUGUUGAGAAAGAGGCAACUGAUCCGUUGCCGCGACUGUGACGGCUGUGUGACUGGUUUGUCGCUGUUGCCAUCGUCGCUGCAUGACUGUGUCGCUACCGAUUGUGCUGUCGCGUGGUAACUACUCUAAUGUUAAACUACGUGCUGUUUUGUUUGUACUACAGAA